Molecule: messenger RNA, 5411 nt
Organism: Pseudovirgaria hyperparasitica
Lineage: Eukaryota; Fungi; Ascomycota; Dothideomycetes; Acrospermales; Acrospermaceae
Exons: 4
Coding region: 228-5126 (1632 amino acids)
Biological process (GO): protein targeting to vacuole; autophagy of peroxisome; late endosome to vacuole transport
Cellular component (GO): late endosome; phosphatidylinositol 3-kinase complex, class III, type I; phosphatidylinositol 3-kinase complex, class III, type II
Molecular function (GO): protein binding; ATP binding; protein serine/threonine kinase activity
Source: RefSeq, a predicted model, not a curated record
GCACUAGCAACAGCAACAGCAAGUGGACAGUGUAACUCAUAAUUCUUUCGUCAGAUAUUCACUAGACUGUCCAUGUGUGAAGACAAACGACUGCCGUGGAAUCAUACAUGUCGACGGCGCAAAGGCCUACAAGCCAACCAUCACCGCUGCAACUGUCGAAGAUGAAUCGAUGAUAGACUUGUCGCAAACCUGCCUGUCAUUUUGCAGCAUUAGCAUCGACCGUCAACAUGGGCCAAGGCUACUCAGUCACCACUCUGUCUGCUGGGUCAGCCGGUAUCGAUGCCCAGGAGCUGGCCGAUCUGACAUACGAGAGGUCUCUUGGGAAUGCUCGGUUCAUGAAGACUAUUCGUGCUCGGCAUAGAGAUGGUUUGGUCGUCGCAAAGGUCGUUAUGAAAGCGUAUACAAGUAUGGAACUGAGCAAAUACGUGAAGAUACUAUUGUAUGAGCGCAAACUCCUCGCAGAAGUUCCAAAUGCUUUGGGUUAUCAUCGGAUUCUAGAGACAGGCACAAACGGUUAUCUGGUGCGACAGUACAUCCAUAGCUCACUUUACGAUCGUAUGAGUACGCGUCCCUUCCUGGAAGAUAUUGAGAAGAAAUGGAUUGCUUUCCAGCUGCUUUGCGCCGUCAGAGACUGCCAUGCGCGUAACAUCUACCACGGCGACAUCAAAACCGAGAACAUCCUUGUGACCUCGUGGGGAUGGCUAUAUUUGUCCGACUUUUCGUCCUCCUUCAAGCCCACUUACCUACCAGAAGACAACCCAGCCGACUUCUCCUUCUAUUUCGACAUUUCUGGUCGCAGAACGUGCUAUCUAGCCCCGGAGAGAUUCUUGUCAUCAGGGACGCAACCAGAUGACUCAGGCCGUAUCAACUGGGCGAUGGAUAUAUUCAGCGUUGGAUGUGUCAUCGCCGAGCUGUUCCUCGAGACCCCUAUCUUCUCGCUAAGCCAGAUCUUCAAAUAUCGCCAAGGAGAGUAUGAUCCAGAUCACGUGCAUCUAAACAAGAUUACCGACAAAGACAUUCGUGAAUUGGUCCGUCACAUGAUUCAAGUCGAGCCAGAAGCACGAUAUGCUGCCGAUGAGUAUCUCAAUUUCUGGCGAAAAAAGGCAUUCCCUGACUACUUCUACAAUUUUCUGCAUCAAUAUAUGUAUGCCAUUACAGAUCCAACAUCGGGCAGAAAAGCAGUCAGUUCUGGACAUGAAAAUUUUGGCGAAUCUGACGACCGUAUUGAGAAGAUCUACAAUGACUUCGACAAGAUCUCGUACUUCCUGGGGUCAGACAACGGACCAGAGCAGUCAAAACCUGUGAAUGCAGCACCUAGAGCAACCGGGUCUUUGUUUCCCCUACAUAUCGCCAUCCCCAAUUACAAACGUCAGAUCAAGGUCGCCCAUCCAGCAGUCGAUGAUGGUACAUUGAUCUUUCUAACCCUCAUUGUAUCUUCUAUUCGUAGCACUGCACGCGCCAGUGCCCGAGUUCAAGCUUGUGAACUAUUACUUGCCUUUGGCGAGCGAACUACAGACGAGGCAAAGUUGGACCGUAUUGUACCGUACAUUAUGUCGCUUUUGGUGGAUCCCUCCGAUCUGGUAAAGGUCGCAGCUUUACGAACUUUGACACAACUGCUUACCACGGUCAAUGUUGUGUCUCCGAUCAACGCAUCCAUAUUUCCAGAGUACAUAAUGCCUCGCCUUCAACCAUUUGUACCGGGUCAUAAGUCAAAGCCCAGCGCUCUGAUUAGAAUGACAUAUGCGACAUGUCUUGCACCUUUGGCAACAACGGCAGCCCGAUUUCUGGAUAUGAUGCAGGCUCUAAGAGCAGACGGGACGUUGCCAACAAGCGACCCGGAAGCAGAGAGCGACACCAUCAGCGAUUCCGUCUAUCAAAACCUCUUUGAUGUGGCACGAAUGGAUCUAGUGAAUCAAUUCGAAACCCAGACUACAGCUUUGUUAGCAGAUACUGACUCAGCUGUCCGGAGAGCAUUUCUCGGCUCAGUGUCAACGUUAUGUGUUUUCUUUGGAAGUACAAAGGCCAGCGACGUCAUUCUGAGUCACUUGAAUACAUAUCUCAACGACAAGGACUGGAUGUUGAAGUGUGCAUUCUUCGAAACCAUAGUCGGCGUUGCCACGUAUGUUGGAGGCGCGAGUCUGGAAGAAUUCAUACUUCCUCUCAUGGUACAAGCGUUGACUGAUCCGGAAGAAUUCGUUGUGGAGCGGGCCCUUAGAUCGCUAUCGUCUAUGGCCGAGCUGGGGUUGUUCCAAAAGUCCAAGACGUGGGAACUGGUCGAUGUUGUUGCGCGGUUCACCAUGCAUCCAAACCCCUGGAUACGCGAAGCAGCAGCGCAGUUUGUCUCUGCUGCCACCACCUAUCUCUCAGUCGCAGACAGCCACUGCAUAGUAGUUCCACUGAUAAAGCCUUAUCUCAAAGUUCUUCCUUCUGAUCUCUCCGAAUCACGGCUACUCGACGCGUUGAAAAAGCCACUACCAAGGCUUGUACUUGAGAUGGCCUCGAAUUGGGCCCUGACUGCAGACAAAGGUCUCUUCUGGGCUCAUGCGAGGCAACAGAAGACAUUCGUUUUUGGAUCUGCGGAUGAAACUAUACCCACGGUAUCUGCGAAAGAUCUUGGGCCACAGGCUUUGAGCCGCAUGCAAAAGAACGAGGAAGAUGAGCAAUGGCUCACACGCCUGCGAAAUGCAGCCAUGUCAGUUGAAGACGAGGUCAAACUUCUCGCUUUGCGGGAGUACAUAUGGCGCGUGUCUCAUCGGAGAGCGAAGCCAGAAUUCGAAGACGAACCUACACAGUUCAAUCGCGUCAUAAAUCUCAUUGACGAUCUCAAGAUCAACCUUCAAACAGUUUUCUUUGAUGAAAUUAACAAGGCUUUCGAAGAAGGCAAUAGCGCGAAACAACACGACGAUAAGGGUCCGCGGACGAUCACAGAUGCUUUGCUGGAUGCAUCCACCAAUGCAGAAGACCCGCUGGCGCAUAGGAGAGCCUCACAUAUCAACAGUCGUGCAGAAAGACUUGCGCGAGAGGAUCGCAAGCGGCGUGCCUCAGACACAUCCAUGCAAGCGACCUCACCAAUCCCUACAGACGAGCCUUCCACCGACGAAGGUAGUCGACGCGAGUCUGUGCAAAUGCGCAAGUCCCGUAGCCAGGCCUCACCAAUUGAACAGUCUCCAGUAGGCUCUGUAGGUACCAUCAAACUUGGUGAGAACGGUCUUGGGAUUUGGUACAAGGGCAGUGCCAUCAGUCUCCUGAGUCGAGGGGACUUGGGGAGCAAAGCCUAUGCCGAAACAUCGACAACAUCAGCCAAUGCAUUCGGCAAAGUCGAUGGAGGUUCGUCGCGGGACGCAUCAACAAGACGUCGAGCUGCCUCUCCGCCUCUCGCGAUCGCCCAGGAACGCAACAAGAUCGACCCGAAAACGAUCAGAUACCAGUCAGCGCAUUCAUAUACCGGGCAUGACCCAAGUAUACUGAAGCUGCUCGACACGCUCUUCUUGGAGAACUACCCGGUAGACUACACAGAAUUCGGCCCUACCGUCGCCAACUUCAGCAUGCGGCAACCCAUCCGUCGCGACACAGGUCAAACCAGCAACACCCCUUGGCGUCCCGAAGGCGUGCUCGUUGCCAUGCUAGGCGAGCACACCGCAGCAGUGACCCGCCUCGCCGUAUCGCCAGACCACGUCUUCCUCGUCACCGGCUCCGCGGACGGGUCCGUCAAGAUCUGGGACACGGAACGCCUCGAACGCAACCUCACCCACCGGUCCCGCCUCACCUACACGCUCUCCCCCGGCGCCGCCGUCACAAGCCUCUGCUUCCUCGAAAACACCCACUGCCUCGCCGUCUCCGGCUCCGACGGCAGCAUCACCAUCCUCAAGAUCCCCGUCACCAAGAUCAAAGACACCACCCGCUACGGCAAGAUCCUCGUCCUGCGCGAAUACCAACUCGACACCCCCAACGAACACACCACCUGGUCCGAACACUACAAACUCGACGCCCACUCCAUCCUCAUCCUCGCCACCUCCGCCUCCCGCAUCCUCGCCCUCGAACUCCGCACCAUGGCCCUCCUCUACGAGCUCAGAAACCCGCUCCACCACGGCUCCCUCUCCGCCUUCGUCCUCGACCGCAGACGCCUCUGGCUCCUCGCCGGCACCUCCCACGGCGUCCUCGUCCUCUGGGACCUGCGCUUCAAACUCCGCCUCCGCGCCUGGGGUCUCCGUGCCGCCCUCCCCAUCAACCGCAUCUGCCUCUACCCCUCCCCUCCCUCCUCCUCUCCCUCUUCCCGCUCCUCAAAGGCCGCCCGCCGCAUCAUCAUCGCCGGCGGCUCCGGCCCCACAGACAUCUCCGUCUGGGACCUCGACAAACGCACCUGCUCCCUCGUCUUCCGCGCCGCCGCUCACCCCCAUCCAUCCCCGAGCCCUGGCUCCACCCCCGCCAUCUCCACCCCCACCACUUCCAAAUCCACCGCCCUCCGCGCCCCAGAACUCAUCGACAUCGACGACGAACGCCCCGGCGGCAUGCUAGGCCGCUUCGCCGGCUCCGUCGAGCCCGCGCCUUCAAGCACCAGCAGUAACAACAACAGCACCAGCAGCACCAGCAGCGGUGUACGCGCAAUCGCCGUCGGCGCACAUGUCCCUGCUGACAGCAGCAGUGGUAGUAGUAGUAGCAGUGAGCCCAAGGGCUUCUUCGUCAUCAGCGCAGGCCCAGACUGGAAAGUCCGCUUCUGGGACGGCACACGUGUGGAUCCUGGCGCUGGCGUGGCGGGGAGUGGGAAUACCAGUUCUGUCAUCAGCGGCCUGGAAUACGAAGAGGGGAAGCCCGCGUAUGAAGUGCGGAGGGCAGAGGGGAGUAUAGGAGGGACGGUCGGGGUCGGGGAGACGGUUGUUGUGGUGGAGAAGGCUGGGGGUCGUGCUGGUGGUAGUGGUAUUAGUAGUGAGGAGAGGAAGGGGAAGAAGACGGGCACGGGAACGGGAACAGGGACGGGCAAGACGGGCAAGACGGGCGUGGUGAGUGUGCAGCAGCAGCAUUUGUUGCAGAGCCAUUUGGAUGAGAUUAUGGAUGUGGCGCUGGUGGAGUGGCCGUAUGGGAUGGUGGUGUCGUGUGAUCGGGCUGGGUUUACGUAUGUUUGGCAGUAGGGCCUGUUGGUGGUGGUGGUGGUGGUGGUGGUGGUGGUGGUGGUGGUAGCCUUACAAGAGGAGGUAGUUGGUAGUGAAGAGUAGAUAGUGAAUAGUAGAUACUAAGUAGUGAGUAGUGAGUAGUAAAUAGGAUUGAUAGAACCUAAGUGGUCAGCCCUUUGGGGGUUCGGUCGCACAGCAUGCGAAUCGUCAGAUCGGUUUUGAUUCUACAUGGUAGGUAGGGUUAGUAAGAUUCGCUCCAAAAGUGAAACAUAUUUUCUAUUUUCUUGGCCUCACUCAAAGGAG